AAAGAUUGAUGGGGAUGUCAUUGGUUCUCAAGUGCAAAGCGCUAUUCAGGUUUAUGAGGAGGCUCUGGAAAAUGUGCGUUCGGGCAUGAUGUUUGAUCUGUACAUAAAGUUUCUGAUGGAUGUUAUUUCUCCUAGAAGUGGUGAAACUGGAGUUUUGGAGUUAGCUAGUUAUACUGCAGAUUACAUUACACAUCUGCAGGGAGUUUAUCAAAGGGCGGAAACAAUAGGGUGCAUGACUGAGGAUCUUGCUUGCAAAUAUAUUUCUUUUCAUCUGCAACUUGGAAGAUUGCAUGAUGCCAAGCAACUAGCUGAGAAGCUUUGCUGUGGAAAAUUUUCAGAUUCGAUAGAGCUAUGGCUUUUAAGGGCCUCAAUAGAAGUUAGAUGUCUUUCGAGGAAUUUUCCAUCCUCAAGUGAGGCUGAUAUACAUUCUAUAUUUAAACUCCUAAAGGGUGUCUUAAUAAAGGUGCCAAUUUCAGAGGCUGAGAACUUAUGGCUGAUGGUCCUUAAACUUUUCAUGAAUAAGAGAAAAUAUUUUGACAAGCUGGUGGAGAUUUCUUUUGUUUCGAUAGUUAAAAAUCUUGACAGUGAAAGUGGAUUUUCUCUCUCCUCUGCAAUCACAAAUUUUGUUCUUCAGAAGGAUGGAAUUCAGCAUGCAAGGGAGAUGUAUAAGCGAUUUCUUGCCCUACCCCAUCCAGGUCUUAUGUUAUAUAGAAACUGCCUUGAAAUGGAAAGAAGCCUUGCAUCUCUUGGUGAUAAAGAUUGUCUGAUGAAUGCCCGGAAGUUAUAUGAAUCUGCACUUGCAAGUUAUGACCAAAACGUGAGCUUGUGGCGAGAUUACUAUGCUAUGGAAGCUAAGGUAAGCUUUUGCUGGUCUACUUGCAUGCAUCAGCAGGGUCGAACCUUCCUAUCCAUCUCUUACUUUCUUGUUGGUGCAUCACUGUAAGUUCUUGAUAUACGUUGUUGCCAAACCCAACUAAACAUUAAGAGUUAAGAGUAAGAUUUCCUAGAAAAUUAUGAGAAAAUCUCGCUACUGUUUCUUACUCAAUUAGUAUCAUAAGAAUUUUUAUACAUCUUGUUUGGUUAAUUCCUAAUUUGAUCAUACUUUAUUC
Molecule: messenger RNA, 1109 nt
Organism: Carica papaya (papaya)
Lineage: Eukaryota; Viridiplantae; Streptophyta; Magnoliopsida; Brassicales; Caricaceae
Source: RefSeq, a predicted model, not a curated record